Molecule: messenger RNA, 1271 nt
Organism: Ectocarpus sp. CCAP 1310/34
Lineage: Eukaryota; Phaeophyceae; Ectocarpales; Ectocarpaceae
Source: the annotation of a GenBank genome assembly
UUCUUUUGAAGGGAUCCUCCGCACGAGGCUGUCAAGUUUUCCCCAGAACACGCGCUUGCUGUCGGCGGUUGAAGGUUCGGUUGGAGCAUACGCGGCUACGAACUUGACCGCUCCACGGUGACCUGGCAACAGAAACCUCAUGGUCAUAAGGCGUUCGGCGAUAAGCUCCGUAGUGAACGUGGAUGUCUUGCACACCUACGCGCCGCCCGACCCCUCCCUUUCCUCCAUCUUCCCCUCUUNNNGUAGCUGUCUUGUGUGUCUCAUAUAUGUUAUGUUGGGAAGGUGCAGACGAGAGGUGUUGGGUACUGUUGGUUAGUCGGGCGUUUUGUGUGUGGCACCCUGUUAGUUGUAGGACAUACAGUCUCCAUCAGUUUACAUAGGUAUUUUCAGUUUGGUAUGCAUAUGUGCGGAGUAUGUGCGGCUGAUUCCAUCUCUAUCAUAGAAAAGAGUCAGAGACAGAUUAACAACUUUUUUUGUUUUCUCGCUAUUUUCUUGCGAACACUCGGACUACGCGAUAGUUACCCCGUUUUCUUGCCUUGUUUCCCAUCGAGUUGUCCAUUCCAUGAAGUUACCAUUGGACAAGUCAGCGCUGACUAGUCUAAUGGUGUAACUUCAUGGAAUAAUAGGUGUAACUUUAUCGAAUAUUGUCUUCCUGUCCCGCACCAGUAGACUAGUUGUUGUUGUUGUUUCUCACAUUAGCUCCAUUGUCCACAAGAAAUGGGGAGCCCGUGGUCCCAAAACCCGGCACAUACUACGCCGCGGGGAAACAAAACAAACAUAGGGUACAAACCACUCGGAAAAAGGAAAAAACGAUAGAAAGAAAAGAACAGCUAUGCAUACCUCACCGACCGUUCGACAAAAGAGCCCUCGGAAACCGAUCCAAAUAAAACACAAACAAAAAUAAAGGAUGACGCUUCCCACACCCGCCGAAAGAAAAAAUCAAAGGGUAACGUACCAGCACCAGGCACUACGCACCAGGGCAUGGGAGUAACUGAGCAAACAGGACAAAGAGGCGGCAGAUGGGCUCACAGCCAGACGUACAAAAACAAAAGCAACAGCAAAUGCGAGAUCAAGGUACCCAACACAGCAGAGUUGUUGUUGUCUUCAGGAGGUCAUGAAAAAAGAAACACAGUACAGAGGCCGAAGGCAAUAAAAAGGACAUACAUGGAGGAGUAUAGCAUACAGCAGGGAGGGAAACAGGGCGCAACAACAUCAGCCGGGUACAUCGUUCGCCACAAGUGCUGCCUCGGCCGCCCUACUCGCUUCUACAG